Molecule: messenger RNA, 2412 nt
Organism: Mycetomoellerius zeteki
Lineage: Eukaryota; Metazoa; Arthropoda; Insecta; Hymenoptera; Formicidae
Exons: 1
Coding region: 1-2412 (803 amino acids)
Source: RefSeq, a predicted model, not a curated record
AUGGCAUAUAUUUGUAGUGAAUGUCGUACACCUUUACGCUCAAUAAGUGCACUUUGUAUUCACUUGCAAAUAUUUCAUUCUUUCAAUGCUCUUAGCAUUUACAUUUGUUCCCAAGACGGUUGUAAUAGAGAGUAUGACUCUGUCAAAUCCUUCAAGAAACAUUUAAGAAAAAAACAUCCUAUCGAACAACCAUACCAAAAUGUCCAGCUAGCUGAGAAUGUUAUCGAAAUGAAUCGUGAUAAUGUAGAUGGUAACCCUGCGAUACUUAUAAAUGAAAAUGUACCUAAUAACUUACAAGGGAACAAUGUGGACAUCAAGCAAUUUCAUGAAAUAACUGUCUUAAAUUUUCAAAACAUUUUAUUUCAAUCAUCUUUGGCCCUUGUUGCCAAGUUAUAUAAUAACGUUACUCUUAAUCGAACUCAGGUGCAAAAUAUUUUUGAUUAUUUUAAAAACUUCGCUUCAAGUAGUUUCCUAGAAGUGUUAAAAGAUAAAACUCUCACUGUACUUAGGGAUAACAAUGUACCUCAGGACGAGAUAGAGAAUUUAGAUGCUAUGUUUGCUGCAAUACACCACAUGUUUUCAGGUUUUGAAACUGAGACUCAACGAAUAAGUGCUUUACAACAGAGUUUUUGUUAUGUACGUCCCACCUCUUAUGUUAUAGGUGUGAAUGAGAAAAUAAAAAAAGAAAAAGGUAAUAUGGUUUUGACACCAGUUGAACUGACUGGUCAGUUUGUUUCCAUAAAACGCACAUUAAAAUAUUUUUUGGAAUUGCCUGGUGUCUUUAAUACUAUAAUGAGUAAUAUUGAAAAUCUUAAAAAUUCUGAGUCCUAUACAAAUGUUAUACAAAGUCCACUGUUGAAAAAAAUAGAGCGAAAUCAUUUUAGAAAUCAUAUUGUUUUGCCUCUAGAUAUAUAUUUUGAUGAUGUGGAACCUGACAAACAAGCAGGUUCCCAUUUAGGUGACCACAGUUUGGGAGUAAUAUAUUAUCGCAUUCCAUGUAUCCCACAACAUUUGCUUUCCUUAUUGGAAAAUAUUUUUCUUGCGUGUGUUUUUUUAAGUGAUCAUAGGAAUGGUCAUAACAGAGAAGUAUUCGCACCUAUCAUUAAUGAACUGCGAGAUCUAGAAACGAAUGGUAUUGUCAUUCAAACUGAUUCAGAAUACACGAUUUAUUUUGCCUUGUGUCAAAUUCUUGGAGAUAAUUUAGGGCAACAUGUCGUGACUGGCUUUGUAGAAUCAUUUAAUGCAGAUUAUUACUGCAGGUUUUGUAAGGAGCAUAAAAGUAUUAUGAGGAGGCAAUUGAGAGAGAAUAUUUUGGUAUUUCGCAAUAGAAUAAAUUAUGAAGACGAUGUAUUAACUAAUAAUGUUUCUCAAAUAGGAAUCAAGACUCGUUGUAUAUGGCAUGUUCUGAAUUCUUAUCAUGUUACUGAAAAUCUUGAGUGCGAUAUAAUGCAUGAUUUGUUUGAAGGAGUGUGCCAUUAUGAUUUAUGUCCUAUACUAGACUACCUUAUCAAUCAUAUGGGAUUUUUCAACCUUGAAACUCUCAAUGAUCGCAUUCAGAACUUUGAUUAUGGCGAUUCAGGUGACAAGUCCACACUUAUUACUGUAGAUCAUAUUCGUAAUCAAAAAUUAAAAAUGUCUGCAUCUGAAAUGAUGUUUUUUGUACGCCACUUUGGUUUAAUAAUUGGGGAUUUGGUGCCAGAGGAUGAUGAAGUUUGGAGACUUUAUGUAGUUUUUACUGAAAUACUAGACAUUGUAACAGCUCCAUAUGUAAGACAGCAGUUAACCGAGUAUCUUUCAACUUUAAUUGCUGAGCAUCAUGAGAUGUAUUGUAUACUUUUUGGUAAAACCUUGAAAUCUAAACAUCAUUUCAUGGUGCACUAUCCCCGUAUCAUGAAUUUAAUAGGACCAAUUAUACAUAUUUGGUCAAUGAGACUAGAAGGGAAGCAUCGCUCUGUAAUAAAGAAAGUAGCGAACAAUAUGAGUUGCCGUAAAAAUCUACCUCUUUCAAUUGCAAAAAGAUAUGCACUUACUUGUUGUGCAAGAUUCCUAACUAGGCGAGGCUUUACAAAUGAUGUUAAAUAUCAUCCAAAAGAACGUAGACUAGUAAAUUGUGAGAACUUCGAAAUGUUUCAAAAUAUUUUAUUUAACGGAUUGGAACAGUCACUUGCAGUUGAAGAAGCAGUUAUUUGUGGUACCUGUUAUAAAUCUAACAUGAUCCUUGUUAUAAAUUAUGAGGAAAACUUACCUAUCUUUGGAAAGUUGUGUUGGAUAGUGAGACCACAAAAUAUGCAAGAGCUGUAUCCCUUCUUCCUUUUGUCAGGGUUACAAACCGUUGGUUUUAAUGAACACUUACAUUCCUAUAAAAUUAAGUCUACUCCAGAGUGGUUUUUAAUUGAAUACAGAUCUGAUUGA